This is a messenger RNA of Geodia barretti, 960 nucleotides long. NCBI's taxonomy places the organism in Eukaryota, Metazoa, Porifera, Demospongiae, Tetractinellida, Geodiidae. The record is from the annotation of a GenBank genome assembly.
CCUGCUAGAGCGCGAUUGCAAGCUAGUGCUCUGCUCGCACUUAGGACGCCCCAAGGGCCAGUUGUCGAAUCGCUGCGACUGGCACCAGUGUCGCAGCGGGUAGGGCAGCUUCUAGGCAUCCCUGUGAAGCAGUGCCUGAAUACGACAGGCAAUGAGGUUCGAGCGGCGGCUGAUUCACUCGCACCAGGUGAAGUGUUGAUGCUUGAGAACACGCGCUUUCAUCCCGGUGAAGAGGGCAACGACGCAGAAUUCGCGCGCGAACUGGCAUCGCUGGCGACGCUGUACGUCAACGAUGCAUUCGGAGCGGCGCACCGGGCGCAUGCAUCGACAGAGGGGGUCGCGCGAUUCCUUCCAUCCGUGGCCGGACUGCUUAUGGAGAGGGAGCUGCGUUUCCUCGGGAGCGCGCUGGAUGCGCCGCGCCGGCCAUUUGCCGCGAUACUGGGCGGCGCAAAGGUGUCGGAGAAAAUCCGAGUGCUGGAAAAUUUGGCAGGCAAGGUUGAACUCCUGCUAAUAGGGGGAGGCAUGGCGGGGACAUUCAUCAAGGCGCUCGGGCACUCGGUCGGCGAUUCGCUGGUCGAGGAUGACAGAGUGUCGUUUGCCAGAGUCCUCAUUGAACGGUCGAGGCAGGGUGAAGUGAAGCUAAUGCUGCCCGAUGAUGUUGUGGUCGCUGAUGAGUUCGCCGAGGACGCCAACAAGCUCACGGUUGCCGUUGAUUCGAUUGCGAGCGGCUUUAUGAUCAUGGACAUUGGGCCGAACACUGGGCGGCGAUACAGCGAGGCACUUCGGAACUGCAAGACGGUGAUGUGGAACGGGCCGAUGGGCGUCUUCGAGUGGGAGGCGUACUCGCAGGGGACGCGCACGAUAGCCGAGACCCUUGCAUCGCUUGAUGACGCGACGACUGUGCUGGGGGCGGUUCCACGGCAGAGGCGGUUUCGGCGCUGGACUUGUCGGACAAGAUGA